Linderina pennispora is the source of this 816-nucleotide messenger RNA. RefSeq lists its product as uncharacterized. The transcript has a single exon. The record is from RefSeq and is a predicted model, not a curated record. Lineage: Eukaryota; Fungi; Kickxellomycota; Kickxellomycetes; Kickxellales; Kickxellaceae. The coding region runs from base 167 to 586 and encodes 139 amino acids.
ACCAGCAGGCGCAGCAGCUCCAAAUCCAACUUCAGCAGCAGCAGUUGCAGGCUCAGCAGCAGCAGCGUCUUCAGCAACUGCAGCAGCAGCAGCAGCAGCUCCAGUCGCAGCAGAUUGGUGUGUCUGGGCCCGGGGCUCGGCCAAUGUUCAAUCCGUUCGCAAGGGAAUGCUACCGGCGGGCAUUACAAUACAGCAGAUGCAGGCGUUCCAGCAGCAACAGCAGCAACAGCUGCUGCUUCAGCAGCAGGCAGCAGCGGCAGCAGCGACUGGUGUUCGGCCGCCUUCCAAUCCGAUGAUGUCGCCACCGCCUCAGGCAGCGCCGAGUACUACCGUGACUCCUACCCAGCAAGGUUCGCGCGGAGUGAAGCGCAAGAGUACUGCUAGCUCGCCAGUGUCCGGCCCAAAGUCGAAAUCGCCGCCGAUGAUGUCGCCUAAGGCGGCCAAGAUUGCGCGACCGGGCUCGGUUGUCAGCAAUGCUCGGGCAUCUGCAACAGCCUGUGGUGUCCAAUGCAGGAGCUGCCAGCCCCCGCUGGUGCAGCCACGCCGUCGACAGCAGCACCGGGUACUGCUGAUGCUGUUCAGGUGAAGACUGAGCCAGGCAUUGAUAGCAACGGCACGACGACCUCCGCAUCGUCUGCCGCCGCCGCUGCCGCAAGCACAGCAGCAGCAGCUCUGGCAGCGGUGGUGAAGUCGGAGCACUCAUCAUCCACGUCGGUGGAGGCACCCGCCGGCACAACGGUAUCGCCAGCAACAUCAGCCAGCGCAGUCUCGCCAGCAGUCGCCGGUGCCCUCACGAGCACACCGGCAGCAGUCUCG